GGGUCACUUCCGGCAGCCUCCCGAGUCAUGUCCGGGAGCCGGGCCUUCCCGCGGAGAGAGGGAGAGACAGGAUCCUGAGAGAGGCCGGAGCCCGGGGGCCCCCGACAUCAGGAGGCAGCAGCCCGGCCCCGCGCCGCCGGAGACAGAUUUGCCUGCAUCACCUAAGUCUCUCCGACAGAAAGAGUGGGCGAAUGCUCCUAAGCUUGGCCUCGAGGAGGUAGAUUCCGUGCUGUGUUUGGGAAGAGGGGCGAGUUGCUGAGGAGCCUGUCGUUGGGGUCAGGCAGGUGCCUCUCCUCCGUCUUUAAGUGAAUCCAGGGUUUUCCUCAGAAUAUUUUGGUACCAAUAUGAAUGAAGUGUCGGUUGUAAAGGAGGGAUGGCUUCAUAAAAGAGGUGAAUAUAUUAAAACAUGGAGGCCAAGGUACUUCCUUUUGAAAUCGGAUGGUUCUUUUAUCGGCUAUAAAGAGAAGCCUGAGAGCCCGGAUCAUGGUUUGCCACCCUUAAACAACUUCUCUGUAGCAGAAUGCCAGCUAAUGAAGACCGAGAGGCCAAGGCCCAACACAUUUAUCAUUCGGUGCCUGCAGUGGACGACGGUGAUUGAGAGGACCUUCCAUGUUGAUACACCAGAUGAACGAGAGGAGUGGACACGAGCCAUCCAGACCGUCGCAAACAGCUUGAAACACCAGGAACCAGGAGAUGAUGCUAUGGAUGUCAAGUGUGGCUCGCCCAGUGACAGCUCGGGGAUGGAAGAGAUGGAGGUGUCAAUUUUGAAGUCGAGGAAUAAAGUGACGAUGAACGAUUUUGACUAUUUAAAGUUACUGGGGAAGGGCACCUUUGGUAAAGUUAUCCUGGUUAAAGAGAAGGCCACGGGGCGGUAUUAUGCCAUGAAAAUCCUACGGAAAGAAGUAAUUAUCGCUAAAGAUGAAGUCGCCCACACUGUUACAGAGAGCAGGGUUUUACAGAACACACGACAUCCAUUUUUAACAACAUUGAAGUAUGCAUUUCAGACCAGUGAUCGGUUAUGUUUUGUCAUGGAGUACGCAAAUGGCGGAGAGCUCUUCUUCCACCUUUCCAGAGAGCGUGUCUUUACCGAGGACCGCGCGCGCUUUUAUGGGGCUGAGAUUGUGUCUGCUCUGGAUUACCUCCACGAUAAGAAUGUCGUCUACAGAGAUCUGAAGCUGGAAAACCUCAUGUUGGACAAAGAUGGGCAUAUCAAGAUCACAGACUUCGGCCUCUGUAAAGAGGGAAUAACAGAUGGAGCCACCAUGAAGACCUUCUGUGGAACCCCAGAGUAUUUGGCACCCGAGGUGCUGGAGGACAAUGACUAUGGCCGAGCUGUGGACUGGUGGGGGCUCGGCGUGGUGAUGUAUGAGAUGAUGUGCGGGCGUUUGCCCUUCUACAACCAGGACCACGAGAAGCUCUUCGAGCUGAUCCUCAUGGAAGAAAUUCGGUUUCCCCGCACCUUGUCCCCUGAAGCCAAAUCCCUUCUCUCGGGGCUGUUAAAGAAAGACCCCAAACAGAGGUUGGGCGGCGGCCCUGAAGAUGCAAAGGAAGUCAUGCACCACAAAUUCUUUGUCCCGGUUAACUGGCAAGACGUUGUCGAGAAGCGGCUUGUCCCCCCAUUCAAGCCCCAGGUAUCGUCUGAGACAGACACACGAUAUUUUGAUGAUGAGUUCACAGCAGAGUCGAUAACAGUCACCCCCCCAGAUAAAUUCGACAAUUUGGACCUGAUGGAGAGUGAUCAGAAAGCACACUUUCCCCAGUUCUCCUACUCGGCGAGUGUGCGAGAAUAAACCCGGCAAAUAUACCAAAAAAAAAAAAACCACCCAGGACUUACUCCGGAAAAGGCAAUUCCAC
This is a messenger RNA of Carcharodon carcharias (great white shark), 1854 nucleotides long. RefSeq names its product RAC-beta serine/threonine-protein kinase. The coding region runs from base 345 to 1790 and encodes 481 amino acids. The transcript is spliced from 15 exons. Gene Ontology annotation, molecular function: ATP binding; protein serine/threonine kinase activity. Lineage: Eukaryota; Metazoa; Chordata; Chondrichthyes; Lamniformes; Lamnidae. The record is from RefSeq and is a predicted model, not a curated record. Gene Ontology annotation, biological process: protein phosphorylation.